Molecule: messenger RNA, 387 nt
Organism: Humulus lupulus (European hop)
Lineage: Eukaryota; Viridiplantae; Streptophyta; Magnoliopsida; Rosales; Cannabaceae
Exons: 1
Coding region: 1-387 (128 amino acids)
Source: RefSeq, a predicted model, not a curated record
AUGAAAGGAGCAAUGAUGUUUGGAAAGAAAGGGAAGUUAAGCCCGAGAUUUAUUGGACCCUUUGAAGUAUUAGAAAAGGUGGGAAAGGUAGCCUAUAGACUAGCAUUACUGCCACCAUUUUCGAAUGUCCAUGAUGUUUUUCAUGUAUCAUUAUUGAGAAAAUACAUUCAAGAUCCUUCACAUGUGCUAAACUACGAGCCAAUAGAAGUUGAACAAGACCUAACAUAUGAAGAAAAAUUUGUGAAAAUUCAUGACAUAAUAGAGGAAGAGUUGAGAAAUAAGAAGAUUUCACUGGUUAAGGUCUUGUGGAGAAGUUCAAAUAUUGAGGAAAUGACAUGGGAACAGGAAGAUGAAAUGAGAUCCAAAUACCCAGAGUCAUUUGGGUAA